UGAAAAUCCUUGAGCGAGUCGUAUGGCGUAGGCUAUUUUCUGUUGUUUUAUUUCACUUUGGUUUGAAACUGUUGUACUAGAAUUGUCUUGAGUCUGACAUUGUCGAUUAAUGCCAUGGAUGUAUUGCCAAGCAGGAGGUAUGACCCGAACGAGCUUGUGGUAUGCCCCUAUGACGAGGUGCAUCGAGUUAGGAUUAGCAGGUUACCUUAUCACUUGCUAAAAUGUGCGAAGCAACAUCCGAGCGAGGGCCUGUUUGAAAUAUGCCCAUACAAUGCUAGACACGUCAUCCCACGAGCAGACUUGCUUGCACACUUCUCCCAAUGCCCAGACAAGCCCAUGCUGGAGGACUUCAGGGAGGUGAGGCGCGGUAAGAUCGCCUUGCCCAACAAUGCUGACUGGAAGGCACCGGAUCCCAACGAAUCUUGGGACAAUGAACUUGAUAAUGCUUUUGCCGGAGAGGAAGAGCCACUAGAAGGGUACGAUGAGGACAUGGAUUCACACAAUAAUGGCCUGGAUGGGCAAACACCGGUUGACAUGACUGGACACCUAUCAAGCUCUAGAAGUAGAGGUUACGUGUGUCCAGCAGCAGUACCUGCUAGCAGUCGACCUCCUAUGUUCAAUCCGCACGGCCCGUCCGCACUUCACAAUGGUCUGCAGCCACCACCCGGCGGCCUGCAGACCCGGGCAGCUACCAGCAGCAGCAGCGUGAGUGCUGCGGGUGCGAGUGCUGCGGACGCGAGGGCGGCUUCGACAGUGCAGCCGACCGGUCUUGGUGAGCUGAGCGCCGGCAAGAACGCUGGCCUGUCGCUGCUGGGCAAGACGGCCCUGGACAUUGCUGCUCGCGAGGGUGCUCAGGAACGGCCACUGGACAUCGCUGCCUGGUGUAGCCAGCAGGCCAACAUUGCAAAGUCUCACAUUAGUGGAGACGAUGACGAGGCACAGUGCUCCGAAGAGGUCGCUAGACGCCCAGGCAUCGCACCGAAGGAUGUCGAGAGCGGCGGAUAUCUUCGAGUUAGUAGAGGCCGUGGAGCUCUGCUCAAACAGCAUCUACCACUGCGCCGGCCGGGCACAGGUACUUCAACCUCGAGUACUUCAUCUGAACAUUACUCUGGUCAGACACACUUAGAUGAUGCCAGGUCCUCUCAUCUGUCAAAUAGCUAUCCAACCAGUCGGGCAGCCGACGGCACGAGAGCUGCGCAUGAGCCGAGUCGGUGCGGCGGCCAAUCCAGCUACGGCCACCGCUCUGGCUCGUCAAGCGCUGAGGUGUAUGAGCACUACACAGCUCGGGCAGACACGUCCCCACCACCGGCGAUGGGGCCAUGCCCGACAAGGCAAAGCACUGCUGGUUUGGCUGCCAUGUCUCUCAAUACGUCGCCUAGUAGUGGCCAGGAUGCAUUUGAUUAUGACCUCAGAGGCAACCCACCGAGAUCAGCCGCGGCUAAUCAUUCAGACAGCCGCCACCAUUCACAGUAUGCACAUCCUUCUCAACAGUCCAACGCCACAAGUCUAGUACCAGGAAGUCGGACAGGGAAUACUUCGCCUGCCCUUGCCCUGCGGCUUAUGGGGCAGCGGUCGCAUUCUGCUGCCAACUCAGAGACCCGAGUGCAUAACAUUGACAAACUGCUCAAAGUGAUCAGUGAUCUGAGGAUCAAGCAAUCCCAAGGUGUUCGCUUAACAAGUGACCAGGUUGCGCUGCUUGAGCGGAAAGCUGCUCUCGAGGAGGAGAGAGACUCUGUCGUGUGGUGAGUCGGCUCUCACCGACUCUAGCACUUCUUCUUGCUCCUACUUCGCUGGCCUUUCUUUUGAAUGGAGAGUCAUUAGUAUACAAUCAUCUCUUUACAGUCCGGUAGUGUACUGAGUGAGUUCACCUUUCUUCAAACCUGUGUCUAUAUUCUGUUCACCUCUGCGCAGUUUUAUUGAGAGAAACAUCUCCGGUGUAGCAAGUGCUCCAUGAUAACUUCUACAAAAUAUUCUUCCCAUCUGCGUUCAGUAUUUAUGAUCAUACUUUUACUAAGUACCAGUUGUUGGGUUUUUAUUUGUCACGUCGGUGUUAGUCCCGAAGUGUGCGCUUCAUGUUUUUUUAAUUUUUUUUAUAAUCAGCGAGUCUUUGGCGCAAUCCUUAUGAUGUUACAACCUUGUUUUGUGCAUCUAUGGUUUUAAUUGUGAUGUUACAACCUUGUUUUGUGCAUCUAUGGUUUUAAAAUGCAUUGUCGACGUUGCCUAUGGUGUGGUCAUUGCGGCGCAUUUUUUUGAAGUGCUUUUACUGUGAAGUGUCUCCCUGAAAUAUCGUGUAUUCCAAGUGUUAUUUUCUGCUCUGCUUCAGUCUGCUGUGCUGAUCUUAACCAGGCUGCCAGUGCGGCACACUCUUCUUCUUUUUUUUAAAAGAUUGUCUAGUCACAGCCCACCUGUCUAGUGUGUGCUGAUUUGCUUA
Messenger RNA from Sycon ciliatum, 2431 nucleotides. RefSeq lists its product as uncharacterized. Lineage: Eukaryota; Metazoa; Porifera; Calcarea; Leucosolenida; Sycettidae. The transcript is spliced from 11 exons. The coding region runs from base 115 to 1746 and encodes 543 amino acids. The record is from RefSeq and is a predicted model, not a curated record.